GUAACAACACCAUCUGCCCAGGUUUCGACCAGGUUUCGCCUCGGUGUCAUUGCAUUUCGAGACGACAAUAUCUCGCUCCUGCCCGAACAACGGUCCUGAUCACUAUUUCGGUUCCUCGCCAUCGGGAAAAGCCCAAACCGUAGUGCCACUCUUUUUCCUCGAUCCUUGACCAGCGCUUCCAUCAUGCAACCCGUGGUCAAUGUCCUUUUGGACACUUUCCCAGGCCUCGCACUCCCACCUACGCUAUGUAUACCUCUACCAGCCUCGUCCUCUACUUCGGAAUUGCUGUCAACAAUCAUCAACUUGUUGCCAUCAAGUCUACCUCCGGCCCGCCUGCUUCUCACGUCUACCGCGAGCCACCCGAUCUAUGCAUCUGAUACCACAACAUUAGCAGAUAUUGCUCUGCAUCAAACAUGUCGCAGCGACGGAGAAUCUACGAUGUUGCCCCUCAGACUAUCCGCCCCAUUAGUCGGGGGAAAGGGUGGCUUUGGUUCCCAACUUAGGGCCGCAGGUGGACGCAUGUCCUCUCGCAAAAAACGUCAAAAUGCAGAACUUGCCACUGGCAGCGCCCGAAAUCUGGACGGGCGGAGGCUACGGACAAUAACAGAGGCCAAGAAUCUGGCAACUUAUCUUGCCACCAAACCGGACAUGGACAAGAAAGAGAAGGAAGAGAGACGGAAGAAAUGGGAACAGGUUAUUGAAUUGGCCGAGCAGCGAGAGGCAGAUAUGCGUGCCGGUAAGGGCGUAGAUGGUCGGCGAAAAGGGUUGAGUGACGAGUGGGUGGAAGAAAAGGAGGAGAUUGGUGAAAACGUGAGGAAUGCCGUCAAGAUGGCUAUGAUGGCGGCUCAGGAAAAGGACACCAACGCUACAUCUGCAGGCGAGAGCAGUGGAAGUGGCGGGUCUGCGUCAGGGAGUGAGGCAGAUAGCGACGCAGAUGAUGUAAUGGAGCUUGAUGAAGACGAGAUGGCCAGACUCAGAAUGGAAGCCGAAGGGGGCGAUGCAGAUGCACUGUGGGUGCUCCAGCAUCAGCUGAAGAUACCAUCACACCUCCUGCCCAAGCCCAGACAACCUGUAAGACGAUUCGCAGGAUUCGACGAAGAGGACGAGUUGACGAGCAGUGAUGAGGACGAAGGUGCCGAAGAGGAGACGGGGGGAAAGGGUAAACAAAAGAUCACCGUCUAGGUAUCGUAAUGCAUAGUAACUUCGCAGAC
This is a messenger RNA of Exophiala oligosperma, 1211 nucleotides long. RefSeq lists its product as uncharacterized. The transcript has a single exon. The coding region runs from base 184 to 1182 and encodes 332 amino acids. Gene Ontology annotation, cellular component: nucleus. The record is from RefSeq and is a predicted model, not a curated record. Lineage: Eukaryota; Fungi; Ascomycota; Eurotiomycetes; Chaetothyriales; Herpotrichiellaceae.